GUUUUGCCGCCAGUUGGGUCCACUCUUCACAUUUUAUCUUUCUCUUCGAUUGUGAGGGAGAUAAAGGAUUGCAGGAGCGACAGACAUCAAUGGCGAACCCUAGAGUCAAGAUGAAAAAUGCGAAGAUAAUACUGGGUUCUUCUUCAAUGGCUCGUCGGAAAAUCUUAGCAGAGAUGGGAUAUGAUUUUACAAUCAUGACUGCAGAUAUUGAUGAAAAGAGCAUUAGGAAGGAAAAACCAGAGGAUCUAGUAGUGGCUCUAGCUGAGGCAAAGGCUGAUGCACUCAUUUCAAGGCUUGGAAUUGCAGGACAUAAGGAGGAAAACGCACGCCCCACACUGCUAAUUACAGCAGACACAGUGGUGGUGUAUGAAGGAACGAUCCGUGAAAAACCAUCGAGCAAGGAAGAAGCACGCCAUUUUGUCAAAGGUUACUCAGGCGGUUGUGCAAUUGUUGUGGGAUCUGUAGUAGUAACUAACCUUACCACAGGGAUCAAGAAACGAGGAUGGGAUAGGUCGGAGGUCUAUUUUCAUGAUAUACCAGAUGAGGCCAUUGAUAAGCUGGUAGAUGAAGGGGUAACACUUAAUGUUGCUGGAGGACUGAUGCUUGAACAUCCACUAACUGCUCCUUUUGUUGACACUGUGGCAACAAUGACUCUAGGAUUGAUAAACGCAAAUCCGAUUGUACGUGAAAAGAAAGAAAGAAUCACUCGAACAGAUGCUCAUCUUCACUGCGACGAUCAUGAAGCCGUUGAUCCUCUUGAUAUUUAUGAUAUCCUUUCCAUUUUCCAAUUCCUUGUAAGGGACAUAAGAGAUCCGGAGCAUCCUUAUUCGUUGGAACAGCUGAGUGUUCUAUCGGAGGAGUCUAUCACCGUCGACGAGAAGCUCGGCCGAAUACUGAUAAGUUUCACCCCAACCAUUCAGCACUGCAGUAUGGCAACGGUAAUUGGUUUAUGCUUGAGGGUUAAACUCAAGGAUUGUUUCCCUCCACAUUUUAAGGUAGACAUCAAAGUAGCUCCUGGAUCACAUGCAGAUGAAGCCGCAGUUAACAAACAGUUGAAUGACAAGGAAAGGAUUGUGGCUGCCAUGGAGAACCCUAACCUUCGACACCUUGUUGACGAGUGCCUUCACUCAAGUGAGCUUUAGUCUGUUGUACAGUAAGCUUACUUUGUGGUACUAUGGUAGUCCGUCUUUUUUUUUUUGUAUAAUAUUAUCUCAUUUCGGAAAAAUCUUAGUAAUAUUGUUAUUUAAUGAUCAUGUAAUGUUGUAUCUGGUAUUCAAAAAGAAUGGGUCUUGUUCAUGGCGACUUGUUUAUGUU
Molecule: messenger RNA, 1314 nt
Organism: Lactuca virosa
Lineage: Eukaryota; Viridiplantae; Streptophyta; Magnoliopsida; Asterales; Asteraceae
Source: the annotation of a GenBank genome assembly